CCACCGGGCUCUGUUUCAAUAAAAAUAAAAAAACUCCCUCUCCUAUUAACCUCCUGAAUAAAACUGGAGGGAGACAAAAAAAAAAUACAUAAAAGGAAAAAAAAUCGGAAAAGGGGAAAAAUAUAUACAUAUAAAAAAAAAUUGAAAAAUGGCGGUAGGAAAAAUUGUGAUAUCUGUGGCAUCAAUCCUUCUAGUGGUGGGUGUUGCCAUAGGAGUUGUCACCUUUGUUAAUAGAGGCGACGGUGGCGAGAAGAAUGCUCCUCUGAAUUCGCAUCAGAAAGCGGUUCAGACAAUUUGUCAGACAACCACAGACAAAGGCUCAUGCGCAAAAACACUCGAGCCUGUCAAAAGCGACGACCCAAGCAAGCUUAUCAAAGCCUUCAUGCUUGCUACAAAAGACGCCAUCACAAAAUCCUCAAACUUCACAGCUUCCACCGAAGGAGGUAUGGGGAAAAACAUAAACGCGACUAGCAAAGCCGUUCUUGAUUACUGCAAGAGAGUGUUGACCUACGCUCUUGAGGAUCUUGAGACCAUUGUUGAAGAAAUGGGUGAAGAUCUUCAGCAGAGCGGAACUAAGCUUGACCAGCUUAAACAAUGGUUAACCGGAGUUUUCAAUUACCAAACCGAUUGUCUUGACGACAUUGAGGAAGUGGAGCUAAGGAAAAUCAUGGGAGAAGGAAUCUCUAACUCCAAGGUUUUGACUAGCAACGCUAUCGAUAUCUUCCAUUCAGUUGUCACGGCUAUGUCCCAAAUGGGUGUCAAGCUAGACGACAUGAAGAACGUGACCAUCGGAGGAGUAGGAGCUCCCGCACGUCGCCUUCUUGAAGACACCGACGCCAAGGGACUACCCAAAUGGUUCCCUAGUAAAGACAGGAAGCUUAUGGCUCAGGCCGGACGCGGUGGCGCUCCAGGUGGUGGCGCUGCAGCUGGUGAUGAUGGUAUCGGUGAAGGCGGCGGUGGCGGCGGUAAGAUCAAAGCGACUCAUGUGGUGGCUAAGGAUGGAAGUGGACAGUUUAAGACGGUUUCCGAGGCGGUUAACGCUUGCCCUGAGAAAAACCCUGGACGUUGCAUUAUCCAUAUCAAGGCUGGUAUCUACAACGAACAAGUCACUAUCCCUAAGAAGAAGAACAACAUUUUCAUGUUUGGUGAUGGUGCUACCAAAACCAUCAUUACCUUUAACAGAAGUGUUAAACUUAGCCCUGGAACCACUACUUCACUUAGUGGCACCGUUCAGGUUGAAUCUGAGGGAUUCAUGGCGAAAUGGAUCGGGUUUAAGAACACUGCUGGUCCAUUGGGACACCAAGCGGUCGCACUCCGUGUGAACGGAGACCGUGCGGUCAUAUUCAACUGUAGAUUUGACGCUUACCAAGACACACUCUACGUCAACAACGGACGUCAGUUCUACAGGAACAUUGUUGUGUCCGGUACAGUGGAUUUCAUCUUUGGAAAGUCAGCGACAGUGAUCCAAAACUCUCUGAUCCUCAUCAGAAAGGGAACUCCAGGACAAUCCAACUACGUUACAGCCGACGGUAACGAGAAGGGUACAGCGGUCAAGAUCGGUAUCGUUCUCCAUAACUGCCGUAUUUUACGGGACAAGGAGCUCGAAGCUGACAAGGCAACCAUCAAAUCGUACCUAGGAAGGCCGUGGAAGCAAUAUGCCACCACCGUGGUUAUUGGAACUGAGAUUAGUGAUGUGAUUCAACCAGAAGGAUGGACCGAGUGGAAAGGAGAGCAGUUCCACAAGACAGCUAGAUACAUUGAGUUCAAUAACCGUGGACCAGGAGCUAACACUGCUACAAGGGCUCCUUUUGCUAAGGUGGCUAAGUCUGCAGCUGAGGUUGAAGGUUUCACCGUCGCUAACUGGGUCGGUCCGGCUAAUUGGAUUCAAGAAGCCAACGUGCCUGUCCAGCUUGGAUUGUAAGAAAACCAAAAAAAUUAACGAAUAAAACAGUAUGUGAUUAUAUGUAAAAAAAAAAA
Molecule: messenger RNA, 1977 nt
Organism: Eutrema salsugineum
Lineage: Eukaryota; Viridiplantae; Streptophyta; Magnoliopsida; Brassicales; Brassicaceae
Product: probable pectinesterase/pectinesterase inhibitor VGDH2
Exons: 2
Coding region: 149-1921 (590 amino acids)
Biological process (GO): cell wall modification
Molecular function (GO): pectinesterase inhibitor activity; pectinesterase activity
Source: RefSeq, a predicted model, not a curated record